Molecule: messenger RNA, 4520 nt
Organism: Salvelinus fontinalis (brook trout)
Lineage: Eukaryota; Metazoa; Chordata; Actinopteri; Salmoniformes; Salmonidae
Product: sushi domain-containing protein 6-like
Exons: 7
Coding region: 288-1409 (373 amino acids)
Source: RefSeq, a predicted model, not a curated record
ACUGGUUCCCAUGGACACCGUGCGAAAGCGAGGCGGCUGGUGUGUUUCCGCUUACCUCACACUGAGAAGAACGAAACCGGUUAGCUUUUGGGACGAAGCGAAGGAAAGGACAAUACCAUACUAAAUAAGCCAUUUUGCGCUUAAUUUAACAAUUUGAGUAUAGUCUGUCUAUUUUAAUUAUUCGAGUCCAUGUCCCGACAGUGAGAACGAAGAGGAGGGCUUGAAGGUAUUUAGGCUUUUCGUUGGUUGAACCUCAGCGGACUGUAGAGCUGGUAUCCAGGGGAACGAUGAGCGAUGGAAUGGUAUUGUGUGAGACGAGAGCCCUGGCUUCCUCUCCAGUCCACAGGCUGGCUACGUCUGUACUCCUUUUCCUCGCCCUGCUCCCCCACGGACACGCAUCAGGAUGUCCGCGGCCCGUGGCUGUGGAGCAUGGGGAGCUAGUGAACCAGACUGAGGCCAACCGAGGCUCCUCCCCCCCUGGUACCCUGCUGUCCUAUAGCUGUGAGCCGGGCUACGGCCCAGAUGGACCCACCACCAUCACCUGUACCACUGCUGGAACAUGGUCCCACCUGCCUCCACGCUGCAUAAGCACUAAUGUGUGCCCCCCUCCCACGGAGCCAGAGAAUGGAGGGUACAGGUGCCACCCGUCCCCCUGCCACCGCCUCACCCAGAAGACCGUGAUAGAGUACUUCUGUGACGAGGGCUACGCUCUGAAGGGGGACUACAAGUUCCUCACCUGUCAGAAUGGGGAGUGGGACGUACCCAUGCAGAUCACCUGCCGCCUCAGCCCAGAUAAGGAGCCGCGGUCUCCGUUGGCGAUGCCAACGCUGUCCAUCGUAGCGUCCACAGCCUCCUCUGUGGCCCUCCUGCUGCUGGUGGUGGUGCUGUUUGUUCUGCUGCAGCCCAAACUCAAGUCCUUCCACCACAGCAGGCGUGAGCAGGGUGUCUCAGGCCAGCCAGCCUCUAUCGUGGUGGAAGGGGUCCAGGUGGCCCUCCCCUCCUAUGAGGAGGCCGUGUACGGCAGUGGCGGCGGCGCCUCUCUCCCCCCACCUCCAGAGUCCCGGGUUCAGAUCGUCAUGUCUGAGGGCCCCCGGGGGGCCGAGGGCGGAGCAGAGGGACUGAGUCCCAGCAGUAGGUCCCAGUCCCACCAUCACAGAGACAGAGAGAGAGAUACAGAGCUGUGCCUCCCCUCCUCCUCUUCCUCCUUCCCUUCAUCCUGCCGUCACGCAGAGACCGUACUAGUCCACCAGGCCCCCUCCGCCUCCUCUUCGUCGUCGUGGGUUACGGCACACGGAGGGGGUGCCCUUGCCAGACGUAGAGACUCAGAGAGCAGUGACCAGCACAGCCUGCUUUCUGUCACCUCUGUAGGCGACUUCUCUGAUGAUAUCCCCCUGUUAAAGGAAACCUGAAGCCCCUGCAGCAGCAUCACUCCGCCCCUACAGCUGAGCAGGAAACUAAGGCUUCUGCUGUGGCCUACUGGGGCUUUCUAGCUGAACGAUACCACCCUACCUUAUGUCUCUGAACCACAGAACUACAGAAUUACCCCUCGCAGCAAAGACAGGAAUCAUGUCAAAGAAACUCAACCUCCCUCCCCCUCUACAUCUGCAACUUCUCACACGGCGCAAAGACGAGCAGAGUCCACUUCACCCCCAAUUAUUACCACCCAUGCACGGAACUUAGACAAACCAUGUCCACCACCAGUAUCCUCUACCCAUGUCCUGGCUACCCCUUCUGCAAUGAUCUCGAAACUACCCGUGUGGAGAAAAGACAAGACUACCCUCUUUCUCUCUUACUGGGAACUGACGAGCCCUUAAUACCUCCUGUCCCCCUCAGUUUUAGAAUGGACAGACAGACAGACAGACAGACAGACAGACAGACAGACAGACAGACAGACAGAAAUCAAUCAAUCAAUCAAUCAAUCAAGUGGUUCCAGCUGUAGAUUGCAGGAAAUGACCCCGCUGUACUCAGCAGCACUACCUUGUUAAUAAAUUCUGAGGAGAACCCUGAUAUAGUUCUGGUACUCUUCCCUCUAGGCCUAACUUCCUGACCCCAAUCAUCCACACUUCCCUCUAGGCCUAACUUCCUGACCCCAAUCAUCCACACUUCCCUCUAGGCCUAACUUCCUGACCCCAAUCAUCCACACUUCCCUCUAGGCCUAACUUCCUGACCCCAAUCAUCCACACUUCCCUCUAGGCCUAACUUCCUGACCCCAAUCAUCCACACUUCCCUCUAGGCCUAACUUCCUGACCCCAAUCAUCCACACUUCCCUCUAGGCCUAACUUCCUGACCCCAAUCAUCCACACUUCCCUCUAGGCCUAACUUCCUGACCCCAAUCAUCCACACUUCCCUCUAGGCCUAACUUCCUGACCCCAAUCAUCCACACUUCCCUCUAGGCCUAACUUCCUGACCCCAAUCAUCCACACUUCCCUCUAGGCCUAACUUCCUGACCCCAAUCAUCCACACUUCCCUCUAGGCCUAACUUCCUGACCCCAAUCAUCCACACUUCCAAACGCUUUAUCUCAAACCACAAGGCUAGUAGCUAACAUAAUAAUGCUUUUAUCACUGCUGCUGAUGAUGAUGAUGAUGAAGAUGACUGUGGAUACAAACUUGUGCAUCUCCCUACUCUAAUGGGGAUAAGGAGCAUCUCUCUUCAGUGAGGACUAUCUUGGUUUGGGCCUUGGCCUGGUCUGCUGGCGUAUGCUGCACGUUCUCUCUAGUGAUGGAUCGAUGACGGCCUGCAGGGGCCCGCGCGGUAGCCCUGUCUGUCCGCUCUGUAUGAAGCCCCUCUUCCUUUCUCCGCUGCCACUCUCUGGCAUCUUCUUGGGUCAGUCAGCGCCACUUUCGUCUGAGGGGACUAGGAGUGACGUCACCUGUCAGAAGACGAUGCACGAUGGAUGGAUGGAGGGAGCGCGUCACCAGACCAAGCACCUGCAGGGCUACACACAGACAGUAUCACUCCGUCAUGAUAAAAUACGAUUAAUGACACGCUUGCCUUUUCGUCACAACAACCGAUAUCUGUGUUGUGUUGAGCCCAUCUGCUCCCCUGUUGAUGUGGCUAUCAGCUGGGUUUUGUUUGGGAGGCAUCAGUAUAUUUUUGCCACCUGGCUGUGGAACUGAACAACACACCGACUGUUUCAUGAAUGAAGAGGGCUGCACUAUAUUGUUAAAUGAACUAAGGCCUUGUUGGGUUUUUUUACAUGAUGAAAACAUGUUUGUUUGGUGACUGGACAUUAGGUCACAUUUCUUUUUCCAAUCUAUUUAUAUUGUGUGGCUGUAAGGUUGGGUUCACUAGAGGUGUUUGUCACUUGGUCCGGAUGCGCUAAAUGUGCGUAUGCAUGUGUGAGAGUGUUGUGUUUGUGUGUGUCUAUCUUUGCCUCUGUAUACGUCAGUUAGGCGAGAGAGAAAGGACAUGUCCAUAGAAUGGGUACACCAGAAAUAUUACCCAGGAUUUCCUGCCCUUAGUAGAAAUGGCUUCACACAGCUACCCCAGUUCAAGAUGGCUUCCCUCUUUUCCUGCUUUUUACAACGGUCAGAAGAACAAACAGUCAUUACUGUAAGAAUACAGUACAUCAUGUAUAUUUAAAUGUUCAAGGACUAAAAUGUCCUCCAUUUUUCUGCAGAGUUGCUUCAGAAUAACCUUGUGGAUCUGCGACUUUUAAAAAGCUUAAACUGAAAAACCUUGCUCAAAACCGGAGCAUUGACACAACUGCAACUGGUUGCAGGAAACGACAGCUAUCUUUUGUUGUAAAUGUUCAGUUCAAAUUUAAGUGAGCAGUUUUAAUUUACCUUUGAUGAUAAAACCACUCGUAUAUAUUGAGUUGAGGUCAUCAUCCUAGCUCAUUAGGUUGAGGAGACACGGUCUGAGUCUAGUCUGGCUUUUUUGAAAAAAAAAUUCACUUAAAAAAAAGAAGUUUUAUUUGUCGGUUUUUCCACCUGUCAUUGGCUUCAUAAACGCAAACAGAGAACGUUGCCUUAGACCUGGUACAUUUUAUUACUUUUCUUUUGUUUCUACUUGUAUCGUAAGUUUCCAUCUUUACCUGCUAUGAUAUUGAAGCGUCUUCUGUGUUUCCCAAUGGCCUUACUUUUGUAUUUUCUAGUCAUACAACUGUCUUGUGUAUUUUUCAAUGUGUUUUAUUUUUGUUUUUGGACUUGACUAAAGAAAGUCCAUCCUUCUCUUCUCUCCGUCCACCCCAAGGCUUCUUCAGCAACCGUGAUUUUUCAAAAGCCUAAGCACAUGAAACAAAUCGCCCUUCUUUCUUUCUUUUAAUGUCUAUCAUACAUUGUAAAUGUUGCGUUUUAAGGGACUAUUUCUUUGCGUCCAGACCACCGUUGUACAGUGGUGUUUCCUCCAUCUCUUGAUUCUGCAUUUCAAUGCUUUCAUGUUUUCUUUUUGUCCUCUGUACAUUGCAGUGGGUUGUGAAGAUCGUAUUUUAAUAUUUGUAUAAAGUUUAAUUUAAUUAUACGGUGUGUGUGUGUGUGUGUAUAUAACUAUUUCUAAUUAAAGCUUUUUUGAAAGCGUG